GUGAGCUGGGAUUGCGCCACUGCACUUCAGCUUGGGAGACAGAGCGAGACUGUGUCUCAAAUAUAAAAUAAAACAACCAAACCCAGAAUGUUCUUUAAACCGUACAAGCAGAACAGUAUGUGAGUCUCAUGGGCAUUAGGACUACUUUAACAAAUCGUCAACCUUGCCCCCAGUCUCCAUUAUGUUUACCAAAUAACUUUAAUAUUUUCACUGAGUUUUAUAAAUUUAGAUUUCAGGAAUAAAUCUAUACACAUAAAAUAUUUACUUUUAAUCACUGGGGUUCAUUUGAAUCACGGGUUCCACCACCUAGAAGUUUGCAAUCACCGCCUAGCAUCACCACUGUGUAAGGGUUCGUAUGGGGCCGUGGUAUGGGACCGUGCACUGCGCUCAGAUUUGCUGUUCUGUGAAGACAGUCCUAAAACACAGCUGUUGUGUCACAAGCUUUCGAGGACAUGGAUAUUUAAUUUGGAGGGGUGGGUGACUUGUAAAGGUGUCCCAGCAGGGAACUAGAUGAGAAGGAGAUUUGCUUCCUGAGUAUACUUCUUCUCGGGCCUGGCACCUGGACAUUGAUUUGUCGAAACACAUGAGCACUGUCCUGUGGAUGUCGGUACAUGUGAUCUUUUAAUUGCCCCUCUGCAUUUACCCUGUGCACUUGUGAUGUGAGUAAUUAGCUUGAAAUGCAGCACCAUGAUUAGUUAGAGGUGGUGAAUUGGCCGAUGAUGUACCAUGAAGAAAAAUUAAGAAAAUAUGCCAUUUAAGAGUAAUUCAAAAACCUACCAAGUGGUACUUAACGUGAAAUGACAUUUAAAAGCAUUUCACAUUCGAGGAUGUGCGUCAGCUGCUGUGGCCUAAAACCAGUUUAAAUAGCAGUUUGAUUCUGCCGCCGGCAUGUCCUGAACCUGUGAACGUGACUUAGCAUCCGCAUUUAGAAGACGUUUCUUUGCCUGUAUGUAGGUGACGGUGGUUUGAAGUGUAUCUUCUCCUCUUCUGAGAGCCAUACUUGAAGAUCGUGAUAAUUAAGUUAGGGGAGCAGCUUUCAACUCCUUCAAAAUGUCUUUUGAUAUUUUGGAGACCUAGCCAGGCAUGGUGGUGGCUCAUGCCUGUAACUCCAGCAAUUUGGGAAGCUGAGAUGGGACGAUCACUGAGCUCAGGAGUUUGAGACCAGCCUAGGCAACAUAGCAAGACCCCAUUGCUACAAAAAGAAAAGGAAAUUCGCUGGGCAUAGCAGCUCACUUCUGUUGUUUUGGCUACUCAGGAGGCUGAGAUGGGAGGAUUGCUUGAGCCCCGGGCGUCAAGGCUGCAGUGAGCUAUGAUCGCACCACUGCACUCCAGCCUGGGUGACAGAGCGAGACUGUCUCACACAACAACAACAACAACAACAACAACAACAAAAACCAUGCACACACAUCGAAGACCUGGGCCUUCAUUUGGUUUUCCAGUUGGGGGAUUUCAGCGACGUGCCUUGAGGUCCGCGGCAGGAAGCGGUGUGGUGAUCAGCACUGGAUGAUUGACAUGAAGGUCCCCAGGUCGCCUCCUCCCAGGGCGCCUGGCCACAUUUCCAUCUGCAGAGGAGCCCAAAGAUGCCACCUGCGAUGCUCUGGGCUAUUGGAUGACGAAUGGUGCCUCAUGGACUCCAGGGGGACCCAGCGCCCUCUCCAGAGGCGGUCUCUUCCUCCAGUGUCUGGUUGGCAGCAGCUGAAGCGCUGCCCACAAAGGUGCGCUGCGUUAUGACCCAGUCGUGUUCAUCUUUGGACCCCAGAUGCAAAGAUGCAGAGCUGCCAUCCUUAAUGCCCAUGUUCCUCUCGGAGCAGCUCUCCCUGUUCCACAGCCCCUUGCUGUCUGCACGCCCCCGAGCUUCUCACUUGGUCAGGUCGACGGUGCUGGCCAGUGCUGGCCGCACAAAGCAUGUGGGAGUUCACGGUCCUGGCGCAGGUCAUUCACGAGCUCCUUCCUAUUCAGGGCUUGGGGAGGAGAGGGGCCUGAGCUUUGCCUGUGGGCUGUCCGCACUGAUGUUACUCACUGGAUGGCCUUCCUGGGCUGGAGUGGGGAGAGGAUCCUAUUCCCUGCUGUUUCCACUGCUUGGGUCCUUGUGGCAGACACGGGCUGGCACACUGCAUGCAAGCGGAGAAAGUCAGCAUGGCCUCUCCCAGCUCCCCCCACCGGACGCUGUGGACAUCAGCCUGGCACUCUUACGUGUCCCUGCAAGGCCCCCGUGUCCUGCCCCCUGACUUCUGCCCUAGGCUGUUUGCGUGAUGCAUCUCCUGUGCAGUCCGGCCAGCCCUCCCUCCUCCUCCAGCAGACAGUGGAGACCUAAGAGGUGAUGCGUCACGGCAGCAGGACCCCACCCCUUGGCCUCAGCUGGGACAGGCAGCAUCAGAGGACGCAUUUAAGGUAGCAAAGGCCUGCACUGAUUUCUUUUUGGGUCACGUCUUUUACAAAGAUGUUUUGCUGGGGGCUGUCUGUGGUCUGCCACGCUUAGGUGGAGAAGGAAGCUUUCUUCCCCUUCUCUUCCUGACUGGCUUCCCUUGGCGGUGCUCAGAUAUUCCACCUGCAGGGGCCACCCAUGGGGCCUGCCCAGAUCCACUUUCCCACAUAUUACUUGACUUUAAAUGGGAAACAGAGUAAACAUUCUUGGGUGACCCCCAUACCUAGGAAUCCUGGUUAUCUGCCUUCUGCUAAGACCUGGGCCAGAGACUGGUUUACACCUGUUGGGCCCCCGACCUCGUUCUGACAAAGGCCACGUCUGUGUUGAACCUGGUGGCCCAGGAGACUGGAGUCGGUCAGUGCCUGUCCCUCCCCGUUGCCCAUCUGGGCUUGUUCCCAGCCGAGCACUGAAAGGGAGUAGCGCUGUCUGUGCUAAGACCCUUGGAAAGAAGAGAUUGUGGAAGGCGAUUAGGAUGAGUGUCUCCCUGAUUCAGGCCUGGUGAGGGAGGAGGUGGGGCCGCCUGAGUUCAGCGGCUCAGCGGUGUUAACUAGGGAGCAGUGCGAGGUGCAGUCAGGGCAGGAAAGGAGGACAGUCCCGCCCUCUGUGGCCUGGGCCGCUGACAGCAGGGUGGGGCGAUGGGGAGCGGGUAAGUGGAACCAGGAGUCCCCAGUCCUCCAGCUUAGCGUGACUCAGUGUGUGAACCCCUCACUGGGGACCCCUCUGUGCCUGACCCCACCCAGAGGGGCAGAUGACACGAAAAUCAACCACUGCAUCCCCAGGACCGCCACACAUCCGCUGAAGGAACAGCUGCAUCUGCCGGAGGGAUGCUCUGGGCCCUGCGGGGCAAGCAGGUCUGAGCCUCAGCCUGGUGCAUCUCUGCUGGAGUGUGGUGACAUCCUCCGUCGCAUUUCCCACUUAGAGGAAGCAGCAGCAGCUUUGGGCUGAGC
Messenger RNA from Chlorocebus sabaeus (green monkey), 3372 nucleotides. The record is from RefSeq and is a predicted model, not a curated record. NCBI's taxonomy places the organism in Eukaryota, Metazoa, Chordata, Mammalia, Primates, Cercopithecidae.